AUGGCGAAAAAUCCAGUCAAGACCUACGACCGCAUCCUUUUCUGGCAGCAUCUUGUUUUGCGUCUACUGGGACUGGAUGUGUACAGCCCCAACCACUCUGUCAGUGGGCUAACAGUGACCAUAAUCUCGAUGUCGCUCUUCUUUCUGUUCGUGUCCUUCUACGACUUGCUAGUGCUAUUCCAAAACGAUUUUUUCGGUAAAGUUUUCGUCAUGUCAACCAUCUGUUUCGCUUUCAUUGGCUGCAUGCGCAUUUUGGUUGGUCUUGCCAAUCGGCAUAAGAUCCCGAAGCUUUUGCAAAUGGCUCGUGCCACUUAUUCAGUCGGCGGACGCCAACGAGAUACCAGUGUCCUCAGUUGGUAUACGGAGGUAUUUCGAAAGGUAGUGCUAGUCUAUUCGUUAAUGUUUUGGUUCGGUGGUCUAGCCGCCAUCAUCUUUCCACUGGUUGUGCUGAUGUACAGUGGCCAAAAAAUGCUACCGUUCGGCGUGUACCUGCCGUACUUCGAUCCGAAUACUGAUACAGGGUACGAGAUAAAUUUUCUCUACCAGGUGAGCUGCAUCCUUUGGACUCCGCCCGGAUUGGCUGCAUCGCAAAACAUCUUCUGCUCGCUGAUCGUCAACAUCUGCGUUCAGUACGAUCUGCUGCUGAUCCAGCUAGCCGAUCUAGAUGAGCUAAUUCGCA
Anopheles bellator is the source of this 679-nucleotide messenger RNA. RefSeq lists its product as uncharacterized. Gene Ontology annotation, cellular component: plasma membrane. The annotation marks the transcript as partial. NCBI's taxonomy places the organism in Eukaryota, Metazoa, Arthropoda, Insecta, Diptera, Culicidae. The transcript has a single exon. The record is from RefSeq and is a predicted model, not a curated record. Gene Ontology annotation, molecular function: odorant binding; olfactory receptor activity. Gene Ontology annotation, biological process: detection of chemical stimulus involved in sensory perception of smell; sensory perception of smell.